This is a messenger RNA of Nematostella vectensis (starlet sea anemone), 3056 nucleotides long. Its product is annotated as probable inactive purple acid phosphatase 2. Gene Ontology annotation, molecular function: acid phosphatase activity; metal ion binding. The record is from RefSeq and is a predicted model, not a curated record. Bases 404 to 2155 code for a protein of 583 amino acids. The transcript is spliced from 6 exons. Lineage: Eukaryota; Metazoa; Cnidaria; Anthozoa; Actiniaria; Edwardsiidae.
CCAGCAUGCCAUGCGAUAACACUCAAAACAAAAAAUGUCGUAAAAAAUUGGUUGCAAAAAGUACUGAAAGAAACUUCAUUUUGACAUAUUUAUUUUGUUAUUCUUUUUGGGGAUGCACCAAUUGCUUUGCUUUAUGCAUUACUUUCAAAAUAUGCUGUUGAAAGCCGAAUAAAUAACACAGCCAAUCCAGUACAAGGAUUAGAAGGAACAAAAGAAUCUGUGAAGGUCACGAGAUCAUAACAUGUCACAAAAACAUAGUUAAGACGAAUAUUGCAUAAGUUACGAGAAGUACUUGCCCUUGCGAAUCACACGAGACAGUCGAAUGGUCACUCUUGCUCUGCAUUUGAGUAGUGGGUAAGAACUAGCAAUAUCUACCGUGAAAACCCAGCGUUUUCUCUUGGAAAUGGGGGUUUCCAGGCUUGUGUUGUUGGUGGCUUUGAAUGUUAUUGUGUCGCCACAUCUCACAGCAUCCCACUCAAUACCGACGUAUUUCAAUCGUUUAAACCCUGAUGGCAGCCUGAUGGACGUAAAGAGCCCGGGAUACUGGAUCAAACUCCCUACGAUGGACCAAGAACCUCUAAGGAACCCCCAAGACUACAAAGGCACACUGAAAGUCCACCCCUCUGUGAUUGACAAUGCCGAAUCAUUGACUGUAUCUUGGCAUAGCAUACAGGGGGCGAAUAUGACAGAUUUUAUUGCAUUGUACUGCCCAGCCGAAGACACACAUGAUCGAUUCCUUGACUACUUAUAUUUAAAUGAGACCAAGACUUUGCACAAGUUAGGCAAGGGUUUUGUCCAAGUGAAGCUGUACAACAUGAGGGUGUCAUGCGAGAUGAGGUACUUUUCCUAUGACGGGCAUGGUGUCCCUGUGCUAAAGGCACGUAGUAAUACAGUGGAGUUCAAAGGAAGAUCUGCAAUUCCUCUUCAAGGCCGGAUAGCACUGACAGGGGACCCAACUGAGAUGCGUGUUAUGUGGACUUCAGGAACAGACUCCAACCCCGUAGUGAUGUAUGGCAUGAAUAAGACCUUGACACACAAGGCUACUGGCAAGUCCUCCACCUACAGGGCCCAAGACAUGUGUGGCUUUCCAGCAAAUGGAAUUGGAUUCCGUGAUCCUGGGUUCUUACAUGAUGUGCUGAUUGCAGACCUCAAACCUGCAACCAGAUAUUUCUACCAAUAUGGCUCUGAAGAGGCCAUGGGACCCAUGCUAAACUUCACCACUGCACCCAUCCCAGGUGCUGAUGUCCCUGUCAAGUUUGUAGCCUACGCUGACAUGGGCGUGUCACCCACUCCUGGUGCAGAGGUUACGGCAAGGUACUCCCUGGAAGAGGUCAAGAAUGGUGCUGAGCUAGUUCUACAUUUUGGAGACAUUUCAUAUGCAAGAGGAUAUGCAUAUCUAUGGGAUAAAUGGCAUUCUUUGAUUGAGCCAUAUGCCACCCGUGUCCCAUACAUGGUCGGUAUUGGCAACCAUGAGCAAGACCACACAACUGGUGCUUCCAAAGACCCAAGUGGUGCAGGCAAGGGCUUCCACCCCUCCUGGGGGAACUUUGGUGACGACUCAGGGGGGGAGUGUGGGGUUCCUAUGUUCCAUCGCUUCCACAUGCCUGAUAAUGGAAAUGCCCUAUGGUGGUAUAGUUUUGAUUAUGGGAGUGUCCACUUUGUCAUGAUGAGCACUGAACAUAACUUUACACGAGGCUCCACCCAAUACAAGUGGCUUGAGGCUGAUCUGAAAGCUGUCAAUCAUAAGGUGACCCCCUGGAUCGUCUUCAUGGGUCACCGCCCAAUGUACACAAGCCAGCUGGUCCUCAAUAAAGAUCCAAUCAUCGCCACCCACAUGCAGCAGGAGUUUGAAGAUCUGUUCUACAAAUACCACGUGGAUCUUGCACUUUGGGGUCACUAUCACAGCUACGAACGGACCUGCCCCGUCUACAGACAAAAAUGCACACCAGGGGGGACCACAAAUGUCGUCGUUGGUACUGCUGGCUACGUGCUCCUGUUGACGCCGUUUCCGUUUGAAAGAAAGCCUUGGUCCGAGUACCACUCGGUGCAUUAUGGGUAUGGCAGGGCCACAGCUGUCAAUAGCACUGCGUUGCUAUGGGAAUGGGUGAAGAACUAUAACCAUGAGGUGGCUGAUAGGGUGUGGUUACGGAAGUGACGUCAAUAAUACCUACCUUUUCAGCGAAAUUUGAUUGUUAUACAAUAAUAAUAAUUGUCUGGAUAUCAAAGCGUUUGAAACAAGCAAACUGAGGCUAAAAAAUAAAUUUGAUAUUGAAUAAUUGGAAAGGAGUCUAGUGGUUUUUUCUUACGGGAUUUGACCCGUGGCACCCGUGAUACCCUGGGUACCAGAGUCUCGAGCUUCGUCCGUUCGUUUACUGAACGAAGCUCGAGCAGCCAGUAAAGGGUGCAUAGUAAACGAACGAAGCUCGAGCAGCCAGUAAAGGGUGCAUAGUAAACGAACGAAGCUCGAGCAGCCAGUAAAGGGUGCAUAGUAAACGAACGAAGCUCGAGCAGCCAGUAAAGGGUGCAUAGUAAACGAACGAAGCUCGAGCAGCCAGUAAAGAGUGCAUAGUAAACGAACGAAGCUCGAGCAGCCAGUAAAGAGUGCAUAGUAAACGAACGAAGCUCGAGUAGCCAGUAAAGAGUGCAUAGUAAACGAACGAAGCUCGAGCAGCCAGUAAAGGGUGCAUAGUAAACGAACGAAGCUCGAGCAGCCAGUAAAGGGUGCAUAGUAAACGAACGAAGCUCGAGCAGCCAGUAAAGAGUGCAUAGUAAACGAACGAAGCUCGAGCAGCCAGUAAAGAGUGCAUAGUAAACGAACGAAGCUCGAGUAGCCAGUAAAGAGUGCAUAGUAAACGAACGAAGCUCGAGCAGCCAGUAAAGGGUGCAUAGUAAACGAACGAAGCUCGAGCAGCCAGUAAAGGGUGCAUAGUAAACGAACGAAGCUCGAGACUCUGGUAGCCAGGGUGUAGGCCAGACAAUCAUAUUAAAUCGCGGUACAUGUUUAGCUUAUAAACUUGUAAAACUUGCAAGAUCAUCAAUAAAAAAAAACUAUUCUA